GUGAAGAUGAUGAUAAUUUGUUUGUAGGGGAGAUACAUGUUGUCUCUAACAAAAAUAAAUAUGGGACCGUGCAUAGUGAUUCCGAGGGGAAUCAGAAAUGAAAUGCUCAAAAGGUUACAUUAUCCACAUCUAGGGGUAACCAAAACUCAGCUCAGGGCAAAAAAUGUAAUGUAUUGGCCGCAAAUGAACUCCCAAAUCUCAGAUGUUAUAUCAAAGUGUGAAACAUGUAUUUUGAAUGCAAACAGCAAUGUAAAGGAACCUCUGAUGCCACACAAGGUACCAAAGCUACCUUGGGACAAGGUAGGCAUUGAUAUUUUCUUUUUUGAAGAUAAAAAGUUUUUACUAGUUGUCGAUUAUCUUUCUAAAUAUGUUGAAGUUGUGAUCUUGCAAAAUAUGACUAGUGUUUAUGUUGUAAAUAGUUUGAAAUCUGUAUUUAGCAGACAUGGUAUUCCUAGAGUUGUGAUUUCUGGUUUUGAUACUAGUUUUAACAGUAGUGAGUUUGAAAAUUUCUCGAAGUGUUGGGAAUUCAAACAUGUACGCACAAGUCCUCAUUAUUCGCAAUCAAAUGGGAUGGUAGAAAGAGCUGUUCAAAGUGUUAAAAAUCUGAUCAAAAAGUCUGUGCUAGAAAAAACUGAUUUGUAUUUGGCUCUCUUAGAAUUAAGAAACACGCCAAUCAGUUGUAAUCUGCCUUCUCCAGCAGAAAUUCUUUUCAGUAGGAAACUUAAUGGUAUUUUGCCAUGUCAAGACAAAAUGCUUAGGCCUAGAGUACAGAAAAAUGUUAGAAAAAACUUAAUUUUAAGACAAGACUCUCAAAAAAGGUAUUAUGAUAGAGGUGCAAAGCCCUUAAGGCCUUUGCAGGUAAAUGAACAUGCCUUGAUGAAAUACAAAAACAAAUGGGUAAAAGGUCAAAUUGUUGGAAAGAGAGAUGAGCCUAGGUCUUAUAUUGUACAAAGUGAACGUUCAGACAAGACUUAUGUUAGAAACAGACGGGAUCUCCGUCCAUUCAACGUAUCAUGUAAGCCUUAUUUUGUCAGUAGUAAUGAUGUACCUGGUGUUAACCCGAAAUCGCCUGUAAAGACCAGAUCCCCAAUCAAGUCUCCUUCCCAUAACCUACGGCAUAGCCAAUCUCCUUUGAGACCAAUUUUGUCUCCUGCCAAAGAAGUAACCUCAUCUCCUGAAAGGCCUAACAGUCCUAGACAUGUACACUUUCCUGCUGACCACAAUCACUACACGACCCGUUCUGGCCGUAUGAUAAAACCUGUCGACAAAAUGAAUUUGGUUAGAAUGGGACCGAAGUCUUGCCGGCAUGUCGUGAGAGGCGACUAUCUGAGGUUGACAGGUCCUUCUCUUCAUGCUGCCAAUCUUCUACGAGGUUAG
Messenger RNA from Macrosteles quadrilineatus (aster leafhopper), 1377 nucleotides. RefSeq lists its product as uncharacterized. The record is from RefSeq and is a predicted model, not a curated record. Gene Ontology annotation, molecular function: nucleic acid binding. Bases 37 to 1377 code for a protein of 446 amino acids. Gene Ontology annotation, biological process: DNA integration. NCBI's taxonomy places the organism in Eukaryota, Metazoa, Arthropoda, Insecta, Hemiptera, Cicadellidae. The transcript has 3 exons.